Molecule: messenger RNA, 711 nt
Organism: Histoplasma capsulatum G186AR
Lineage: Eukaryota; Fungi; Ascomycota; Eurotiomycetes; Onygenales; Ajellomycetaceae
Exons: 2
Coding region: 1-711 (236 amino acids)
Source: RefSeq, a predicted model, not a curated record
AUGCCGGACUUCGCAGUGUGGGGCCCUAUUGUUUCAUUUCUCAACUUAAUCCAUUAUAUAAAUGGGCUGGUUGGCGCACAAGGAGAAAUGCGAACUGCGGAUGAUAUUGUAGGUUGCACUUCUGACCUACUUAUCGGCGUCAAAUACGAUUUCGAGAAGCUUCAAGAUCAUCUACCACGUUCACGCAAAAGAUUCACCGAACGCCAGAUCGACCGCACUGGUAGAGAGGUGAAAAAGGCGCAGAAGAUAAUAUCUGAUAACAAGGACCAAAAUGCGGGGAAAAGACGGAUCAACGACAUCUGCUGGGUCCUAAAAAACAAAGCAAAAUUGCAGACGUGCUUAACUGCACUUCUUCUAUACCAUGUCACGCUAUUGCAGAUACGCUCCGAAUUGGCCUUCUUGGAGAGCACAAUGCCCUGGGCAACGGAUCGUUUUGGUGUGGAACUCAGAACAUUUCCGAAUCCACGUUUAAGAUCACCAGUUGAUAUAAACAGUCAACCUAGAGCGCUCACCUGGGCUAAAGUAGACGAGUUCACAAAUGGUAUCCAAUACACUCCCCCAAUCUCGCAAUCUCGACAAGGAUUUCCUCCCCUCUCUUCAUUAUCCUACACGAGUAGCCCCUUUACAGGCUCCCCGCGUUACUACGAUCCCGGGGAUUUGGGCGCGUGGCUUCUUCAGCAACGCUACAACACUGACCGUAUGCGAGAUUAA